Xyrichtys novacula (pearly razorfish) is the source of this 351-nucleotide messenger RNA. The record is from the annotation of a GenBank genome assembly. NCBI's taxonomy places the organism in Eukaryota, Metazoa, Chordata, Actinopteri, Labriformes, Labridae.
CUCUGGAUGCAGCAGAUGCAACUUCAACAUAAAAGCGAGAGAUCGACUGGUUGGCAGGCAGGCGCCCAGUGUCAUGUGGGUGAACAUUAUUUUGGCUACUGUAAUCGAAUUGCAUUCUUGUUGCUAUUUUUCUACUCAAGCGCCAUCCAUGAAAGAGGGAACGAGCGGCGCGGGGAGGGCAGGGGACGCAGAGAGAGAAAGGCGAGAGAGAGUGUGCCAGCGAACGCUCUGGCCGAGGAAUGCAAAAGGGAAAAUAAAGCUGAAGAGAAGAAAAACAAAGAGCAGAGUGGGAGAGAGACACAGGCAGAGAGAAAAUCAAUACCUUGCCUUGAAGAGAGGCCUACACCAAAG